AUGGUCUGCUGCGGACGUAACAACGGCACCUGCGUGUGCGCCCAGGAGGCUACUUGCUCUUGCGGAAAGCAGCCCGCGCUCCAGUGCACCUGCGACAAGGCCGCCACUGAGAACAAGCUCCCCUCUUCAGCAUGUGCCUGCGGAAAGCGCGCCGAAGACGCUUGCAACUGCAGCCGCUCCGAGACGGGCGCUUCUUCAAACCUCGAGACCGACUUCACCACCAAGAAAUAGAUUGGUCGUUGAGAUGAGAGCUGUGUGUCUCUGCACUUGAAGCAAGAGAGUGUGGCAUGGGCAGGGUGUUUUGGCGUUAUGGCGGGUUCAAGCCGCAGAGUGAUAAUGAUACCUAGUCUAAGUGGCUUAUGAAUGAAACAAACAACAUCUUGUCUA
Molecule: messenger RNA, 387 nt
Organism: Pyrenophora tritici-repentis Pt-1C-BFP
Lineage: Eukaryota; Fungi; Ascomycota; Dothideomycetes; Pleosporales; Pleosporaceae
Product: Metallothio domain containing protein
Source: RefSeq, a predicted model, not a curated record